AUGCUCGCCUUUACCAUUACGUCGACAGAGCAGGAGCGGACAGUGAAGCGGCUGAAGGUCGACAGCCCUUCAGCGUCUCUCGAAUGCGAGGAUGACGGUGAGAACAGCUGCAGCAGCCUGCUGCAUAUCGCAGAGGCCAAUCCUGCGUUAGAGAGCGUGCAGCGUACCCCACCCCUGUCUAAGCACGCUGACACUCCUGCAACGGAGGCGGUGAAUGGCGUCUCUCCCGAGGUCUCACCGGCGAACUCGUCGAGGAGCCGCCCCAGCAGCGACGACGACGAUGACGGCAAGGACAAAAAGGACAUGAGUGACGACCACCUUUCUUUCCCGGUGGCACGGCAACUUAGCGGCGACAUGUGGUGCGUGACACGCACACCAACGGGGUCUGCCGUGACGGCUACAGCCGCCAUAGCCGGUGGCGCAGCUGCUCCGCCGCUCCCCAUCACGACAAACGGCGCCAUCACUGCACUGCGCAGUCUUGGCCAACUGCAGACGCUCGUGAGCAGCACAAACACGUCGUCCGCGAAGGAUAAGGUGCACCCUAGUCUGCGGCUCAAGCCGGGCGAGACGGUAAUGCUGCUGUUGCACUUUGACGAGACGUCCCUGCGCUCGCUCAUCAACGGCGCGACAACGGAACUAUCGCAGAUGCGCGUCUUUACGCUUAACCUGGCGAAGCUGCCGCCGCAUGACUACGAGGCGACCCCCGAAAAGCGCCUGAGCGCCGGUGGGUGUACCAGCAGCCCCGAUGCGAGCGACCGUGCGCGGCGUGGCGGCGCUGGUGUGCCACAAGUCACGGCCCAAGACACUGAGGACGAGGACGAGGAGGAGCUGGUGCCGGCGGUGCACCCAGUGGCGGUGUCGACAGCGGCCGCAGCGGGGACCAGCACCAUUGCGGAGAAGGAGUGCCCUCCUCGCUCGUCGGUCUCCACGGGUGGCGCCCUCGCGCUCGACGAGGCUGCCACCGUCUCCUCGCUCUCUGGCGACCUCCACCACGCUAGCGAUGUCAUCAGCGAUAAGCUGCACCAGAUGCUGGCAGUGGACACCAUACUGAACCCCCACGCUUCCCAGCAGCAGCGUGGCCACGGGAGUGGCGACGGCGGUGCCGCCGGCACUGGCAAGAAGGAGCCGUUGCUUUUCCCCGCCAUGAUCGUCUGGCGCGCUGCUGGCGCCCCACGCGAGGAGUACCCACCGGCACCGCCGCAGACUUACUCUUCCCAGCCUCCAUCCACCCCUGCAGAGCUCUUUUCCGACCGCCUUUCUGCCCAGGGCGGGCCACUGGUGGUGAAGGAGGCAACCGGGGUGGACCAGGUGCACUCCUUGACGCUGUUCCGCCCCGUCUUCACGAUGGAACAUCUUUUCCGCACCCUUGUCCGUACUGUCGCGCCGUCGUUUGCUGCCAGAGGCACUGGCGAGAAGUCCCGCACGGUGCUGUACCUCGGCGCAUCGUGGUGCCCGCCUUGCAUGCGCUUCGUGCGUGAGAUGCCGCGCUUCAUCCGAGAGGAUCUGCCGUCGAGUGUCGUGUGCACCCUGAAGGCGGACAUGGACUUGGCCAAGCCCAUCUAUGACUACUUCAAGGUGGAGAUAAUCCCUACCUUUGUUGUCCUGGACAACGAGGUACUCAUGAAGUGCUACGAGACUGUGCAGCGUCAGCAAAGCAGUGCUGCCAGUAGCGGCGGCGGCGGCGCCUCGCAGUCCGACUACGCCCGUGCCAUCCAGGAGGCCUUCUCUAAGGCAGAGCUGGGCCGCCUACAGAACUCCAACAGGCAGCUCGUGAGCACCUUUAUCUCGAAGCACAGUCAAGCUCUGAGCUUCGAUGAGGACUUCUGA
Leishmania mexicana MHOM/GT/2001/U1103 is the source of this 1827-nucleotide messenger RNA. RefSeq lists its product as hypothetical. The record is from RefSeq and is a predicted model, not a curated record. The transcript has a single exon. The coding region runs from base 1 to 1827 and encodes 608 amino acids. NCBI's taxonomy places the organism in Eukaryota, Euglenozoa, Kinetoplastea, Trypanosomatida, Trypanosomatidae.